Messenger RNA from Petromyzon marinus (sea lamprey), 1710 nucleotides. RefSeq names its product DGAT1/2-independent enzyme synthesizing storage lipids-like. Gene Ontology annotation, cellular component: membrane. The record is from RefSeq and is a predicted model, not a curated record. Gene Ontology annotation, molecular function: acyltransferase activity. NCBI's taxonomy places the organism in Eukaryota, Metazoa, Chordata, Hyperoartia, Petromyzontiformes, Petromyzontidae.
CGCCAAACUUUACCGCGGCCCCUUGGCUUGGUCGCGCUGAGUGGCGGAGCCCGGCCGCUAACGCUGGGCUCCGCGGGAAGGGAGACAAAGACGGCCAGGACACGUGACAAGAGAGACAAAGACGGCCGGGACACGUGACAAGAGAGACAAAGACGGCCGAGACACCAGGGCGCGAUGCUCAACUCCUCGGAGAGCUGCCCGGCCUCCGGGCUGGAGCGCCCCGAGGUGCUGGGCUGGCUGCUGGAGACGUGGACAGCGUGGACGGGCCUGGAGGGCCUCGACGUCUGCCUGGAGUACGCGGCCCACCUGCUCUGGGUCUUCACGCCGCUGCUCGUCGUCUUCAUCCUGCCGCUCUUCAUCCUCCUCUUCCUCUACCUCUCCAUCCUCUUCCUGCACGUCUACGGCAGCAAGAGCGUGCUGCGCACGGCCUACUCACACAGCUUCUGGGACGGGGCGCGCAAGACGCUCGCCGCGCUCUGGGACGGCCACGCCACCAUCUGGCACGGCUACGAGGUGCACGGGAUGGACAAGAUCCCAGACGAGGGCCCGGCCCUGAUCAUCUACUACCACGGCGCCAUCCCCAUCGACUACUACUACCUGGUGUCCAGGCUCAUCCUGCAGAAAGGCCGGACCUGCCACUCGGUCGCCGAUCACUUCCUCUUCAAGAUCCCCGGCUUCCGGCUGCUGCUCGAGGUCUUCUUCGUGACGCACGGCCCCAGGGAGGAGUGCGUGCGUGCGCUGCGCGCCGGCCACCUCCUCGCCAUCUCGCCGGGCGGCGUGCGCGAGGCGCUCUUCGGCGACAAUGCCUACCGCAUCGAGUGGGGCGGCCGCACCGGCUUCGCCCAGGUCGCCAUCGACGCCCGAGUGCCGAUCAUCCCCAUGUUUACCCAGAACAUUCGGGAGGGCUUCCGCACGCUCGGAGGAAUAAGAGCGUUGCGCUGCCUGUACGAGCGAUGCCGCCUGCCCUUGGUGCCCAUUUACGGCGGCUUCCCCGUGAAGUUCCGCACCUACCUGGGAGAUCCGAUCCCCUACGAGGCCGGCACGACCGCCCCGGAGCUCACCGAGAAGACCAGGCAAGCCCUGCAGAGGCUGAUAAACGAGCACCAGACGAUCCCGGGGAACAUCUUCCGCGCUCUGCUCGACCGCCUGAGCCGCCGCACCAAGGAAGAGGAGUGACGCUGGCGUGGCGACUACGGCGGAUGACACCCACCGGGGCGACCUCAGCCUCGACCUCAGCCUCGACCUCAGCCUCGACCUCAGCCUCGACCUCCUCGUCGUCCCAAAGCGCGAGCUCGUGGAGGCCGCCGGGCCCCGUGCUGCCACGAGGACGCCCGGCUCGUGGCGCAGGUCGCCGCGGGACGUUCCGUAACCGGCCCUCGCUGGAUCUCAGGGGCUCGCGAGUUGAUCGCGACUCCUCGAACGGACUCAUCGGGUCAAACGUCUUUGUGUAUCGCUAGCGUCGUGGGAACAUAUUUUAUGCGCCGUGUCGCGUAGAGCGCACAUCAUAAAUUGCGCUCCAGGCCUGCGUCAGACGUUCGGUACGGUGUCGUGGUUCACUGGCACGCUGCACUUUCUGACAGUUCUGCCACUGUCUGUGGGGGGGUUCCUGUGUAUGGGGCACCACGGUGGCGAGAUAUUAACUCCUUCACCUGGUAUGCAGGAGGUCGUGGGCUCGAUCCCAAGCAUGACGCCUGCUGUAUAUUUGGAGUU